UGUUUACGCGGUCGAAACAAGUGGUAUGCUGGGGAAGACGAAGACGAUGCCAACGAGGCUACCGUACAUCCUUAUGUUUGUCGAACGUUACGUAUUUUGGAAACAGAAUAAAGUGAAAUAGUGUUUACUAUAACUAUUACAAGUUAGUAUAUUUACACGCGCAUUGUGUACGAAAAUCUAUUGUACGUUGAAACUUGGUUUUCUAACACCCACACGUUGUUCCUUUUUUUUUUUUUUUGUUGUUGAUAAAUUCGAUAAAAUCAAUAUUUUUUUACGAUUUUAAGAAUUUCAGUUAGACACUUUCAUCGUACUUAACGUAUACACGCGCAUCUUUAGGAAAUCCUUGGGGUAUACAUUGGUUUACCAAACAGUCAGAAGGAUGCGACUUGUUAGCCCAGAGAAGUUGAGUGAGAUUCAGAGUAAUCCUGCAAGCAUAAGAAAUAUUUGUAUAUUGGCGCAUGUUGAUCAUGGCAAAACUACAUUGGCAGAUUCCUUGGUUGCUAGCAAUGGAAUCAUAUCCAGUAAACUUGCUGGCAAGCUACGAUACUUGGAUAGUCGUCCAGACGAACAGUUAAGAGGAAUUACAAUGAAAUCAAGUUCUAUUACCCUGUAUUACCAGUAUUGUCUGGAGGAGUAUGUCAUUAAUUUAAUAGAUUCUCCAGGACACGUGGAUUUCGCUUCAGAAGUUUCAACCGCCGUUAGACUUUGCGACGGUUCUCUUAUCGUGGUGGACGUAGUAGAAGGCGUAUGCCCGCAAACUCGUAGCGCACUGAAAAUUUCAUACGCGGAGGGAUUAAAGCCAAUUCUCGUAUUGAACAAAGUCGACAGAUUAAUUACAGAAAUGAAAUUGUCUCCAUUGGAUGCUUAUAUGCAUUUGACUCAAGUUUUGGAGCAAGUAAACGCGGUGAUGGGAGAACUGUUUGCCAGCGACGUAAUGGAACGAGAGGAAAAGGAAAACGUGAAGAAGGAAAGUAUGGAAAACGAUUCUGAAAGAAAUUUAUCCGACUGGCAGUCGGUGCUGGACGACAUAGACGAUUCUGGUUUAUAUUUUUCUCCGGAACAAGGCAAUGUUUUAUUUUCUAGCGCUACGGAUGGUUGGGGAUUCGGCGUGAAAGAAUUUGCCAAGAUAUUUUCAAAGAAAUUGGGUUUCAGCGAAAAAGUUUUAUUGAAAACGCUUUGGGGCGAUUAUUACGUAAAUUCAAAGACAAAAAGGAUCAUGAAAGGAGCUCAGGAAAAGGCGAAGAAACCUCUGUUCGUCCAGCUUAUAUUAGACAAUAUUUGGACUUUGUACGAAACGAUAACUAUAAGAAAGGACAAGGAAAAGGUAGCUAGUAUGACCGAGCGGUUAGAUAUCAAAUUAACAACUAGAGAUUUAAGGCAUACGGAUUGUAAAGCUCAAUUGCAAGCCGUUUGUUCUCAAUGGUUGCCUCUGGCACGCGCGUGUCUCGAUGCCAUUUGUGAAAAAGUUCCAGCACCUCUCAACUUAACGUCCGAAAAGGUGGAACGUUUGUUAAGCGGUAACUUUGAUUUCUCCACGUUGCCGGAAGAAACGCAAAGAUUAAAGGAAGCGUUUCUAGCUUGCGAUCCUUCCCUAGACGCGCCCGUAGUCGUGUUCGUUUCAAAAAUGUUCCCAGUGGAAAAGAAGGCACUGCCGGAGAAUAAACCUAAACCAUUAACGUCCGAAGAAUUGGCGCAACGAAGGGAAGUGGCGCGAAUGAAACACGCGGAGAGACUUCUGAAAGAGCAACAGGCGGAGGAGGCGGCGCAGCAGGAUAUAAACUCGGAUCAUUCGAAUGCGGAGGGUAAAUCGGAGAACCCAAGUCCGGAGGGAAGCGUGAAAGGUGAGGAGGAGAAUUCGGAAACAACGUUGAUAGCAUUUGCAAGAAUUUAUUCCGGCUGUUUGAAGAAAGGGAGCACGGUGUUUGUUCUUGGACCGAAACACGAUCCACGGGAGGCACUGGAACGGGUAAAAGCAGGCGAGUUACCGGCAGAGGAGAACGUAACGUUGAAGGAUUUAAAGGCUGGAAGACACGUGACCAAAGUCACUAUACAAAGACUCUAUCUUAUGAUGGGAAGAGAAUUAGAACCCACCGAAAAAAUAACCGCUGGUAACGUGUUCGGAAUAGGCGAUCUAGAGGAACACGUGUUAAAAACUGCCACUCUCUCCACGACUAUCGCGUGUCCAUCCUUCUCGGAGCUAACUUCCCUAGGGGUGCCCAUAAUGCGCGUAGCUCUAGAACCGAAACAUUCGAACGAUUUACAAGCUCUGAUCAACGGUUUGAAGUUACUUAACCAGGCGGACGCUUGUGCUCUUGUUCACAUUCAGGAAAGCGGGGAGAUCGUGUUGAGCACCGCCGGCGAGGUACACUUGGAAAGAUGCUUGGAGGAUCUCAGAGUAAGAUACGCAAAAGUCGAGGUGAACGUGUCAGAACCCAUCGUACAGUUCAGGGAAACGGUGGUACCUCCUCCGAAAGUGGACAUGGUGAACGAGGCGAUCGAGAAGAAGGUCGAAGAAGGUAGUUUCUCCGCAUGGACCGCGAAUCGUCAAUGUUACUUCGAAGUGGACGCGAGACCUCUGCCGGACCGAGUGACGAAAAUCUUGGAGAAGAACGUGAAUUUGAUAAAGGCGCUUUAUUAUUACUAUGGUAAAUCGUCGUCGGAGAGGGAAGGGGAAACGAAGAAGGACAAAGAAAUCGGUAAAACAGAGUCAAUGUAUUCGAUGUCCGAAAGGAGGCAAAGAGAAUUGGAAUCGUUCAAGAGCGAGCUGGCGAUUGCAUUUGAAGAAGCGGGACAAAAAGACGUGUUAGAUCGGAUAUGGUCGUUCGGGCCGAGAAACUGCGGCUCUAACAUUCUGUUGAACGAAACCGACUAUAAGCAGCAAAAAUUUUGGGAGGGACAUCCAAAGUCGAUCGAUCCGCGCGCCCCAUACGAAAGCGGUUUGAUGAACGGCUUCCAAUUGGCAACAUUAGCCGGCCCUUUGUGCGAAGAACCCAUGAUGGGUGUCUGUUUCGUGGUAAAAAAAUGGGAGAUUCAUCAGGACUCCGACAGUGAAAACAGCGGGCAGAAUCAAAGUCAAGCGGGUGGUUAUUUGAUGUCGACGUUCAAAGAAGCUUGUCGUCGCGUAUUCAACUCCAGGCAUCCUCGACUAGUCACACCGAUGUAUACCUGCAGCGUUCUAGUCAAUUCCGACGUACUAGGAAAACUGUACGCAGCGUUCGGUAAGAGACACGGCCGUGUGAUCGCAGCGGAUAGCGCGCUCGGAUUCGGAGGGCAAUUUCGUGUGCUAGCAACGUUGCCUGUGCCAGAGAGCUUUCAACUUGCCAGAGAACUGCGAACGCAAACGUCCGGGCUGGCUAGUCCCCAACUGGUUUUCAGUCAUUGGGAGGUAAUCAAACAAGAUCCCUACUGGACACCGUCCACUGACGAGGAAUAUCUUCAUUUCGGUGACAAAGCUGACAGCGAGAAUAGAGCUAAAAAGUAUAUUGAUGCGGUCCGUCGACGGAAAGGAUUGCCCGUGGAUUCUCAGCUUGUCACGCACGCGGAAAAGCAACGCACCCUCUCCAAGAACAAAUAAUUCCUAUUUAAACCAUUUCGUUGGUUCGUUUUUUUUUU
Messenger RNA from Osmia lignaria (orchard mason bee), 3612 nucleotides. NCBI's taxonomy places the organism in Eukaryota, Metazoa, Arthropoda, Insecta, Hymenoptera, Megachilidae. The record is from RefSeq and is a predicted model, not a curated record.